AUGGGGCCUGACGAGAAAGCUGUGCCCAUAUUUAAUGCAACAUUUGUUCGCCCUGCAAAAUUCUAUCUCAGUGGGUUUUCCAACAUCCCUAAUAUUAAUUAUUACUAUGUGUUCCUGUGUUUUGUCUAUAUCGUGACUGUUCUUGGAAAUUGCUUCCUUCUCUUAGUUAUUUACCUGGUCAAGGCUCUUCAUACUCCUAAAUACAUCAUUGUAUUUAACCUGGCUUUUUCAGAUUUGUGUGGGAGCACUGCUCUUAUCCCCAAACUCUUGGACACAUUUUUGUUUGACAAGAGAUUUAUUGUAUAUGAGGCUUGCUUAAGUUACAUGUUCUUUGUUUUUUUCUUUUUAAGUAUGCAGUCAUGGACACUCGUCACAAUGUCAUAUGACAGAUUUAUUGCAAUUUGCUUCCCUUUAAGGUACCAUAGUAUUGUGACAAAACCAGCUAUUGUUGCAAUGCUGCUGUUUGUGUGGGUUUUUUUAUUGGGUCUAAUAACAUAUAUUGCGAAGAUUAUUGAUCGCCUCUCCUUCUGUGGAUCUUUGGUGAUAAACAGCUUUUUCUGUGAUCAUUCCCCAGUAUAUCGUCUGGCCUGUAAUGACACGUCUUUAAAUAACAUAAUGGCAUAUGUUGCUUUUAUUGUAAUACUCUGCAUUCCUGUUGUAUUGAUAGUCAUGACAUAUGUUUGCAUUUCCGUAGCCUUGAGCAGGAUUGCAUCAGGAAAGGGACGAUUGAAAGCACUGAAAACUUGUACUUCUCAUCUGAUCCUUGUGGCUAUUUUUUUCCUACCGAUUUUGGGCACCAACAUAGCGGCAGUGUCCUCUUCCAUCCAUCCUAAUGCCAGGAUAGUAAAUUCUUCUUUGACUCAAAUCAUGCCAGCUUUGCUCAAUCCUAUUGUGUACUCUUUAAAGACAGAAGAAGUGCUGAACUCAAUUAGGAAGCUUUGCAAAGGAAGUAGGAUUUGUAACACAACCACAAAAAGGGGACUCUGUAUCACUGCUGCACUGACACAUUAA
Messenger RNA from Chelmon rostratus (copperband butterflyfish), 1011 nucleotides. Its product is annotated as olfactory receptor 1-like. Lineage: Eukaryota; Metazoa; Chordata; Actinopteri; Chaetodontiformes; Chaetodontidae. Gene Ontology annotation, cellular component: membrane. The coding region runs from base 1 to 1011 and encodes 336 amino acids. Gene Ontology annotation, biological process: G protein-coupled receptor signaling pathway. The transcript has a single exon. The record is from RefSeq and is a predicted model, not a curated record. Gene Ontology annotation, molecular function: G protein-coupled receptor activity; olfactory receptor activity.